This is a messenger RNA of Cladocopium goreaui, 786 nucleotides long. The record is from the annotation of a GenBank genome assembly. Lineage: Eukaryota; Dinophyceae; Suessiales; Symbiodiniaceae.
AUGGUACACCAUGGGAUUUUGGGGUACACUAUUUUUGGACAAACCGACAAUACCAUAUACUUCACAUCCUCCAGGGUUUUCAAGCCAAACCCAAAACUUUCAGCUACAUCCCAGACCGCUUUCGCUGUAGGGUUCCAGUGGGCUCCGAGGUGUGGUCACUACAUUGGCAGUUGGUCGGCAUAUCAACUUUGUGUUUGGAGUGGCAACAGCUACCGUAGUCCACCGCCCUAUGAGGGUCUCAUUGACUGCCCCAGCAUGCACGAUAUGUUCGCUUGUGCGGGCUUUCAGCCUUGGACUACAACCUGCUACGGCCACAAUGUGCCAGAGAAUGGUGAGUGUUGUGGUUGUGCCAACUGGACAUCUGCCCUGAAAGUUCCUGUGCCGGAAGGAGGUUCAGGAUGUCUGGGUGCAAGCCCCGAAUGGAUGCAGAAAGCAUUGCCUUUCUACCAGAUUCUCAAGGCUGGUUGUCCCACAUCAUACACGUAUGCAUUUGAUGAUGAGACGAGCACCUUCACCUGUCGCACGGCGGAGAGCCAACAUGAUGGAAGCAUCCCGAAUCGUGCUGGGUACAACAUCACACUGUGCCCGCAAGCGCCCGACUUUCAGCAGAUGGGUGCUGAGAACCAGGCGUGUAGGGGCUCUGGUCCGGGAGAUAGCAAGGAGGAUUACUACACCCUGCACAACAGAGUCAGUUUGAGUGGGUGCAAACAGAUCUGUCGCGACACUCCUGGUUGCAAGGGUGUCGAGUUUGGCCCUUAUGGUCGAUGUGAGGUGCGCUUCGCAUGA